This is a messenger RNA of Danio aesculapii, 1563 nucleotides long. RefSeq names its product peptidoglycan recognition protein 6 (gene pglyrp6). Gene Ontology annotation, biological process: peptidoglycan catabolic process; defense response to Gram-positive bacterium; detection of bacterium. Lineage: Eukaryota; Metazoa; Chordata; Actinopteri; Cypriniformes; Danionidae. The record is from RefSeq and is a predicted model, not a curated record. Gene Ontology annotation, molecular function: zinc ion binding; peptidoglycan immune receptor activity; peptidoglycan binding.
AUGACGGGAAGGCAGUUUAUCAGUGUGUGCUUACAUAAGUUUCAGGAUGUAUUUAUAAUUCAGGUGAGGUUUGUGAAAAACACACAAUCAGACUUCAUCAACGGAGGAUAUUUAGUGCUCUACUAUGUCUUCAUGAUGGAUCCACGGCUGUUUUCCCUCUUCAUGCUGUUCGCCUGUGGUCUCACUGAAGCCACCACCCUGAAGCACAUGGAUGACUUCAUUAGUGCUGUGGAGAGCAUUGAAGCAAUGAAUCCAGGUCUCCAAAUGCUGGACAUGCUGAAGGGUCUCCGUAAAGCCUCUGGUUUGGAAACUGACCUGAUCCAGAGGCUCCUGGGAGAAGCACAUGCUGAGCUCGUGAUGGAUCCCUCAGUGGCUUUAAACAUCCACAAACUCAUAAAUCACCAUGUGUCUGAGAUCACUGAGGAAGGUGUGGUUCUGACUUUGGAUGGCUCAAAUGUGGCGUUGGCUCCUCUGCUUCUGGGACUCGAGGCUGGGCUCCAAUCGAUCGAUCUCUAUCCUUUAACAUUGACCGAAAACCUGCUCAACUCUUUUGUCCAUCAUGUCCGGAAUCAAGAGUCCAGUGCUCUUCUGGGCACCAAAGGUUAUUGGGAUAGCAUUAAAUCCCCAAGGGUCUACACUCUCUCUGGUUUGCCUUCAUUGGCAACGGAUGCCCUGAUAAUCGGAGGGAUGGAUGGGUUUAUUCUGGGGUCUGAAAUGGCCUCGUCUGACCAUCCUGAGGGGUCUCUGAGUGACCUGUUAUCGAUUUAUUACAGUCAGAAGCUAGACGAUGCCGCUCCACGUCUCAUCAGUCAGAAGAGGAGGAGGAACUUCAGAAACAUGGCCGACUUCUCGCUGAUGAAAACACAAGUGGUUCGAGCUCUGACAGUUCGCAGAAACUUAAACCAGGAUGAGAGGAAGAAGCUGGAGGAUGUUGUGAAUGAGGGCUUUGAGGAGUUUGUUCAUGUGUAUGCAGUGUGUCCAAACAUCAUCACGAGGUCUCAGUGGGGCGCAGCUUCAUACAUCGGCUCUCCAUCGUAUCUGUCUCUGCCUGUGCCAUAUCUCUUCAUUCACCACACGUAUCAGCCCUCCAAACCCUGCACCACCUUUGAGCAGUGUGCGGCUGAGAUGCGCUCCAUGCAGCGCUACCACCAGCAGAGCAACGGCUGGUCCGACAUCGGCUACAGUUUUGUGGCGGGUUCAGAUGGAAACCUGUAUGAAGGCCGCGGCUGGAACUGGGUCGGCGCUCACACCUAUGGCUACAACUCUAAAGGCUAUGGCGUCAGCUUCAUCGGUGACUACACCUCCACCCUCCCCAUCAGCAGUGCGCUGAACAUGGUGCGCUACGACUUUACUUACUGCGCCACAAACGGAGGACGACUGUCCAAAUCAUACUCUCUGUACGGACACAGACAGGCCACGGCCACCGAGUGUCCCGGAAACACUCUGUACCGCCAGAUCCAGACAUGGGAGCGAUACCAGAGUUAUCUGCCUUGAGGACUGUGGUGUCGUCAACUAAAUGCAUUUCUUGAACAGUUGCUCAUAAUAAAUGCAUGCUUGAAGUCG